UGGGAAUAAAGGCUGUGGUGUCAUCAGCCCUGGGCACUAAGGGACAGCGGUGAUCAUGAGUGACUUCAAGGAAGCCAGGGUGCAGCAGCUGGGUCCUCUGGGGUGCCUGGGCCAUGGCCACGUCCCCCUGGUCCUGCAGCUGCUCUGCCUCACGGUCUUAGCUGGGAUCCUGGUGGCUGCCCUUGUCCAAGUCUCCAAGGUCCCCAGCUCCCAGGAACAGGAGCAGGAGCUAGUGAAGCAGGAGAAGGUGUACCAGGAACUGACCCAGCUGAAGGCAGCAGUUGACCGCCUGUGCCGCCCCUGCCCCUGGGACUGGACGUUCUUCCAAGGAAACUGUUACUUCUUCUCCAAGUCCCAGCGGAACUGGCAUGACUCCGUCACCGCCUGCCAGGAAGUGGGGGCCCAACUAGUCGUCAUCAAAAGCACUGAGGAGCAGAGCUUCCUGCAGCAGACUUCUGACAUCCAAGGCUCUGCCUGGCUGGGGCUCUCGGACCUGAAUAAGGAAGGCGCAUGGUACUGGGUGGAUGGCUCUCCUCUGUCACUCAACCUCACGAGAUACUGGAUGCCAGGGCAGCCCAACAACCGUGGCGGACAGGACUGCGUGGAAGUGCGAAGCAGUGGCUGGAAGGACUCCAAAUGUGAUUACAAGAAAUUCUGGGUGUGCAAAAGAUUUGCAGCUUCCUGCUCCACUGAGUGACUGCUGGUUCCUCCGCGCCACGCCUGCCUCCUGAACAGCCCUGCAGGUCUCAGAACUCCACCCAGGUUUAUGCCAAGCCCUUCCCCUGCCUAUGGACAUCGAGGUUUUAAUACAAGCUCUGGGACUCUUCUCUGGGAUGCCUCAAUCCCUGUGGGGCUGAGCCCACGUGGGGUGACACGGGCCCUCCCUCCUGGGCCUCUAGGUUGCCCCUGGCUUUAAGGGGUGGUUGUGUCUCACCUUUGCAGUCCCAUCCAGUGCCCAGGAGUGGGGCCUAUUCUCACAGGUGUGGGCUGGGUGUGUUCCACUAAUCUACUCCGUCUUCCCUGCUGAGACCAGAGGGUUUGCAUGACCAUGUGUAGCUGCUGCCAUGUCCCCCAGGGCCUAUCCCACCUCUGCAUGACUUUCCUCCAUCUGCCCAACUUCCAUGACCCUCCCCUGCAACCCGUUUGCCCAGGGCCCUCUCCUGGUUGCCGUAGCUCACCCUGGAGGCUGGAAGCAUGAAGGAAUUCAUUCCCCCAGUCAAUCAAGGACUGUCAGGAGCUGCAGCAUGAACACCCAGCCCUGCCUCCCUGGGUGACCCUGGUGGACCCUGAAGUAUGCCUGCCAGCUCUCUUCAGGGAGGGACACGCUGGCCUGCUGCUGGGAGUUCCUUGGAGGCAGCUGACACCUCUCAGCCUCUUCCAGUCUAGACCCUACUGCAGGGAGCUGCCUUCUCCAAGGCCGGGAUCCUUCCUGGUGCAGCCCAGAUGGGUACAGGCCCGUGAAGAUCUGUCCACGUUGGGUCCACAUGGGGCACCCCUGAAGGACCAUGCAGGUUCCAGAGCUCCCAUGGAGUCCUCUGUGGCUGCUGUCAGACCUCCUCUGCUGGACUGUCCCCCUCCCUGCUCCUAUUCCCUUCCAAUGGCAUAAUAAAAAUAUCUUUUUGAUCCUGA
This is a messenger RNA of Marmota monax (woodchuck), 1629 nucleotides long. RefSeq names its product CD209 antigen-like protein E. Lineage: Eukaryota; Metazoa; Chordata; Mammalia; Rodentia; Sciuridae. The record is from RefSeq and is a predicted model, not a curated record. The transcript is spliced from 6 exons. The coding region runs from base 56 to 697 and encodes 213 amino acids.